GGGGGAUGGUGACGGACCGGCGGCCGGUGCAAGAGGAAGAUGGCGGAUCCAGGCGAGUGGGAGACGAUGGCGAAUAAGCUCCACCCGCGGGUUUUACAGACAAUCCGAGAGCUCCGCUUCACUCACAUGACUCCGGUGCAGUCUGCAACAAUCCCUCUGUUUAUGAGCAACAAGGAUGUAGCAGCAGAAGCUGUAACCGGCAGUGGGAAAACCUUGGCUUUUGUCAUUCCUAUUUUGGAAAUUCUUCUAAAACGGGAGGAGAAGUUAAAGAACCUGCAGGUUGGUGCACUCAUUAUUACUCCAACACGAGAGCUUGCUAUCCAAAUUGAUGAAGUGAUCAGACAGUUCUUGGUGCAUUUCCCACAGUUCAGACAGAUUAUUUUCAUUGGUGGGAACAAUCCGAUGAAAGACGUUAAGAAGUUCAAGAAGCAGGGAGGGAACAUUGUUGUGGGCACCCCUGGCCGUUUAGAGGACAUGUUCAGGCGGCGGUCUGAUGGUCUGGACUUUGCCAGUUGUGUGAAGACCCUGGAAGUGUUGGUACUGGACGAGGCUGACAGGUUGCUGGAGAUGGGGUUUGAAGCCAGCCUGAACGCUAUCCUGGGGUUUUUGCCAAAACAGCGAAGAACAGGCCUCUUCUCAGCCACACAGACACAGGAAAUAGAGAAUCUGGUCCGAGCGGGACUCCGUAACCCUGUCCGGAUCACAGUGAAGGAGAAAGGAGUGGCAGCAGACAGACCCCAAAAAACACCAGUCCAACUGCACAACUAUUACAUGACAUGUCGAGCAGACGAGAAGUUUAACCAAUUAGUCGUCUUCCUUCGCCGGCAUAAACAAGAGAAACAUCUCAUCUUCUUUAGUACGUGUGCAUGUGUGGAAUAUUAUGGGGCUGCAUUGGAUGUCUUUGUGAAAAAUGUACAAGUAAUGUGUAUCCACGGGAAAAUGAAGCACAAACGGAACAAAAUAUUUACUGCGUUUCGACAACUUCAAAGUGGUAUUUUGGUUUGCACUGAUGUCAUGGCUCGUGGUAUAGACAUUCCUGAGGUUGACUGGGUUCUGCAAUAUGACCCUCCAAGCAGUGCCAGUGCUUUUAUCCAUCGUUGUGGACGGACAGCUCGUAUUGGUCACCAUGGCAAUGCCCUUGUAUUCCUGCUUCCUAUGGAGAUGGCCUAUGUCAACUUCCUCUCCAUUAGUCAGAAAUGUCCAAUAGAGGAGAUAAAACUGCUGAAGGAUUCUGCUGAUGUCCUCCCAAAGUUAAAGAAGUUGGCUGUGUCUGAUCGAGCCAUCUUUGAAAAAGGGAUGAAGGCAUUUGUGUCUUUCAUUCAGUCUUAUGCUAAACAUGAGUGCAGUUUGAUAUUCCGCAUAAAAGAUCUGGAUUUUGCAGCUGUUGCUAGGGGCUUUGGCUUGCUUAAGCUUCCCACGAUGCCAGAGUUGAGAGGAAAAAGUUUUCCUGAUUUUAUUCCUGAGAACAUCGACACAAACUCCAUCCGAUACAGAGACAAAAACAGAGAAAAGCAGAGGCAGAAGAUGUUAGCAAUGCAACAACAGGACAGACAACAAAAUGAAGGGAAGAAGAAAUUUGUGAGAAACAAACCCUGGUCAAAGCAGAAAACAAAAAAAGACAAGAGAAAAAAACAAGCAGACAAAAGGAAGCGAGAUGAGGGAUCUGACAUGGAGGAUGAGAAUAUUGAUGAACUUCUCAAUGAUACCCGAUUGUUGAAGAAGCUGAAAAGGGGUAAAAUAAAUGAGGAGGAGUUUGAAAAGCAGCUGUUGGGAACAUAAAGGCAGAUGAACUGGAAGAUGUUGAACUGUGCAACUUUCUAUGAAAGCAAUUCCUUUUAUUCCUGGACUUUGUGGAAAAACAGUUUGUAAAAUAAAUUUGCUUCAUUAACAAGA
Messenger RNA from Chiloscyllium plagiosum (whitespotted bambooshark), 1893 nucleotides. RefSeq names its product DEAD (Asp-Glu-Ala-Asp) box polypeptide 55 (gene ddx55). Lineage: Eukaryota; Metazoa; Chordata; Chondrichthyes; Orectolobiformes; Hemiscylliidae. The record is from RefSeq and is a predicted model, not a curated record. Gene Ontology annotation, molecular function: nucleic acid binding; ATP binding; RNA helicase activity.